AGCAGCGAGCCGGUACCGGGAGAUGCUGUCGGCCGCCGGGGGGAUGCUGCCGGGGCUCGGCCUGGAGCUGGGCGGCCCGCGGGGGGCUGCCCUGCAGUACCGCUUCUCGCCCUAUACCUUCAAUGGCGGGACUGUGUUGGCGAUUGCUGGAGAAGACUUUUGCAUCGUUGCCUCUGACACACGACUGAGUGAAGGUUAUGCAAUUCACAGCCGGGACAGUCCAAAAUGCUACAAACUAACAGAACGAACGGUCAUUGGAUGCAGCGGUUUCCAUGGGGACUGCCUGACGCUUACUAAAAUCAUUGAAGCAAGAUUAAAGAUGUACAAGCAUUCCAAUAACAAGACCAUGACUACUGGGGCUAUUGCAGCAAUGCUGUCCACAAUUCUGUACUCCCGACGUUUCUUUCCUUACUAUGUUUACAACAUCAUUGGUGGACUUGAUGAGGAAGGGAAGGGAGCAGUCUAUAGCUUCGAUCCAGUAGGCUCGUACCAGAGAGAUUCUUUCAAAGCAGGUGGAUCGGCAAGUGCCAUGCUACAGCCCUUGCUUGAUAACCAGAUUGGCUUCAAGAACAUGCAAAAUGUGGAGCAUGUACCUCUGACCCUGGAAAAGGCUUUGCAGCUGGUUAAAGAUGUCUUUAUUUCUGCUGCUGAGAGAGAUGUGUACACUGGUGAUGCACUUAAGAUUUGUGUGGUCACAAAAGAUGGAAUUAAAGAGGAAACCAUCCAAUUACGGAAAGACUAAUUCAGUUUGCAUACAAACAUGUAAUCUGUGGAAUACAAUUUAACUGUAUUGUGAAGAUGUUUGUCUUAUUAAACUUUUUCAAGAAGUUUGACUACUGUAA
This is a messenger RNA of Oxyura jamaicensis (ruddy duck), 842 nucleotides long. It is a transcript of the gene PSMB1, whose product is annotated as proteasome 20S subunit beta 1. Gene Ontology annotation, cellular component: proteasome core complex. The record is from RefSeq and is a predicted model, not a curated record. The transcript has 6 exons. Lineage: Eukaryota; Metazoa; Chordata; Aves; Anseriformes; Anatidae. Bases 23 to 742 code for a protein of 239 amino acids.